CCCUCCUCCCCCAUCCCAUCCCAGUCAGCCAAACGCCCAACACCACCUCGUGACUUCGUCCGCAGACCUUCCCUCGCGCUUCGACUCCCACUCCGAUCUCCGGCCAUGGCCGCGGCGCGCCCCGGAUCCCCUGCCCCCAGACGGCUGCCCCCCUCCACGCUCCUCCUCCUGGCCGCCGUCCUCCUCGCGGCCUCGCCGCCGGCGCGCGCCCUCCGGUUCGACCUCGAGUCCGGCCACACCAAGUGCAUCUCCGACGAGAUCAAGGUCGACUCUAUGGCCGUCGGCAAGUACAGCGUGGUCGCCCCCGACCCCAGCUACCCCGACGCACAGCUCCCCGAGUCGCACCGCGUCUCCCUCAGGGUGACGUCGCCGUACGGGAACAGCAUGCACUACUCCGAGAACGUGCAGUCGGGGCACUUCGCCUUCACGGCGGUGGAGGCCGGGGACUACCUGGCCUGCUUCUGGGCGCCUGACCACAAGCCACCCGUCACCGUCACCUUCGAGUUCGACUGGAAGAGCGGCGUCACGGCCAAGGACUGGUCCAACGUCGCCAAGAAGGGCAAGGUCGAUAUGAUGGAACUAGAGCUGAAGAAGCUAGAGGAUACCAUCAAAUCUAUUCACGAGGAAAUGUUUUAUCUACGUGAAAGGGAGGAGCAAAUGCAGAACAUCAACAGGCAGACGAACUCGAGGAUGGGGUGGCUGAGUUUCCUCUCACUUGGCAUCUGCUUAUCCGUGGCAGGGCUGCAGCUGUGGCAUCUGAAGACCUUUUUCGAGAGAAAGAAGUUGCUGUAGUUUCCCCCAUGAUCACAAACAAAUCGUUGCGAAUUAGGGUAUAUUGUUUCUGCCAGCUAUUAACCUAUGUUUCCGAGCGAAUACUCGAACCAUCAGUAAGAAAGAAACCGUCGAUCAUCAUACUUGUGAAAUGCCUUUCUGUGCCCUAGCUUCUCUCCAAUCAAAUACAGUUGUAAAAUGUUCUUUUUUUCUUGAACAGGGGUGAAAUGUUUCUGUUGAUGGUUUCA
Messenger RNA from Aegilops tauschii subsp. strangulata, 1019 nucleotides. RefSeq names its product transmembrane emp24 domain-containing protein p24delta9. Lineage: Eukaryota; Viridiplantae; Streptophyta; Magnoliopsida; Poales; Poaceae. The record is from RefSeq and is a predicted model, not a curated record.